AUGUGGUCGUUGGCUCAGAUGAAGUCAAGUGCUGGUGAGUUAAAACUUAAUAGUGCAGCCCAUCUCAGUAUCUCAGUUAGAAGACAAGCACGCCACGUCAUGAAAGCGUAAUUCUAGUCGAGAUGCAUAUGACUAUGUCAAAGUUAAGGAUAAACAUGAUAUAAAAGAGGAGCUGGCGCGUAAUGAAGGAAUCGAACGCAAGCUAGCGCUAUUUUUCCGAUUUCCGUGAUAUCCUAUGUUCCACCAGUCUCGCCGUAUGGCUAGUAAAUUUUCCGCCGGAUAUAGUGGCCCGCAUGCCAUAAAUACAGGCAGCGUAUUUUACUCACAAAAAAGUUUGUCUGAUUUUCAUCGGAAAUAUACUUAGGCGGAAGCUAGAUAAGCCAGGUCUCAAGGGCGGAUGGUUUAUGAUUGGUUACCAAAUGUGGUAUACAGGCUGAUAUAACCGAGGCAAUGUUAUGCAAAUCAAAAAGCGCUAUCUGUGGUCAGUUCAAAUUUGAUGUUUAUCUUAUUAUGAUAUAGCUUUAAUUCGUUAAAGGGAAAUCUAAUAAGUGCAUCGGAUCGAACCGCGUGACCUUGCUCUCGCACUCGUGCAAGUGAUUUGCUUGAAUGCAUACCCCUCUGAAACAUGAUUUUUAACGAGGGGGUUGGGAGGGGACACACCAGAGUCCUCUUAUAUUUCGGUGGUGAAUGAUGGGAAUCAAGUCUUGUAAUGUCUUCACAAAUUGUUUAGCAAGUAUUGUGGUUAGCGAAAUUAUUUGCCCUUCAACAAGUACCCAGCUAUGCAAUAUCAAGAAUCGGUCAUGGGCAGAAAGGACACUGCCGAAAUUGUAAAUGUUCGAAGAAAGAGAAGCGUCGAGAGUUAAUGUCGUAAACCGGAGGAGAAUGUUUUGCCUCUGCUAUGACGUCUAGUCUCGGAUAAGGAGGAUAAAUCGUAGAUUCUGUGCAUGUCUCUUGCAUCUUCUCUGUACUGGUCAGCAGGGGACGUUAUAGAGUCUAUAAUCUUGUUGCAAAGAGAGUGGCACGCAGCUCCUGGAGUUGCGGCCAGGCCUUGUUAUUGUGAAUAUAAGCGCCCAUUUGAAACAGUUUUAAGCUGUACUGGGCCGAGUGGGCCACCUAUCUAAAUAUCGAAAAUAGAUCAAUGAAUAGAUAAAGUGAAGUUUUCAAGAUUCACAAACCAUAGGAAACGAAGUCAUCAAGGGCAGACGACGGUUAGACGUCCCAAAAUGCCUUUUGAAGGGCUCACUGGCACACGAGGUCCGGUGCUCUUCAACAUGACAUAACCAACUUGGCCCAGCUUUUCAGUAAUUUGUAGCCUUAUUUAAUUACCUCUCAACAAAACCAUCCCUUCAUUUUUCUUCUAUAAAUUUUCCCAACCUCUUCUCUGUUUUUCAAUCAAUUAACACUCGAGACCACCACGCUUCCUUUUGAUAAAGAUCAUGCAAUUCCGGCUCUAAAUUUGCGGAUAAUUUUUCCACCCUUGGAGCAAAUAUUGACUCAUUAUAUGAUGACAGAGACUCUUUAAAAUUACAUUCCGGUUGCUUCAAUACUCACAGACAUUUCCGCGGUUUGAGAGCCUAUCACUUUUCACCAUCUGGCUAGAAUUCGCUCUAGUGCUCUCAGAAAGGAUCAUGACAUGAGGCAUACACACCCUGGCGAAAAUUCACCGCAACAGAAUCAGAGAUACUUAUUUGAAAAGAAAGAAUUAUGUCUCUAAUGGUUUCUGCUGUUAACGUAUGAGGCUAGUUAGAAAUGAAUCUCCAGAAUUUCCUUCCUGUAGGCAACCAUAGGCAGGACAUAAAAACGCACUAUCAGAAGAUGGAAUUGUCCAAGUGAAAUGCACAAAGAACGCCCUCUUUUACCCAAAAGAUAUUCAAACGACCAAGGUUAUCUCAAGAGAAUCGACCCCGGUACAACUUCUUCACAGAGCUACUGACGCAAGGUCAGCCACCUUUGUCUCGAAUGCGCAAACAUUCCGGGCAGUGUUUGUGAUAAGGCUUCUUGGCCUCAAUCUUGUCUCCUGGGUCGGUCUCUUCUGGUAGAGUGGCGAGUACUGUGAUCUCGGUGCUGCUAGUACAGGAUUGAUCAAACUCCGGUUAGGUACUCGAAAUAAAUGUUCUUUUUCAACCCUUAAAGUAAAGGACCUAAUUGAUUGAAUUACCCCAGCGCGUUAGGCGGAUUGGCGAAAGGUGUCAGUGUUCGAGUGCUUCCUGUCUAAAUUAAUCUGUUUUGUUUUGAUGAAGAUACAAAUUAUUUCGCGGAAUACAAUUAAGAAUAACGAACAAUUUCAAAUUAAGAUAAUUAGAACUAAUUUCAUAGAACCCUUCCACGUCUUUUUAGAAUCAGUCUGAUGGUGAUCUCGUUACACCUAAUGUAAUUUCUGGGUCAAAGUUGGGUAUGCAACGGUCAGAGCUGAACACAAAGAUGCUUUAGCUUUUAGCUUGGAAGAAUAUAAAGCAACUUAAAAACACUCUUUUUUCUUUUAAAAUCAAAAGGAAAAAAAAAGGUCCGUCUGGAAUACCCUAAAAAUGACAAAGGUUUGGGAAAGAAAGGUAGCUUAGCUAACCCCAGUCUUCUCUCAUUUUAGCGAGAAGCGGAAAGUCCACAAUGCACCACGAUUCUCCAUGGUCCUGUUCACCGCGUAAAACAAACACAAUUCUGUUGUCAAACUGAUUUCUAAUCGCCAAUCCUUGGAUUACAGCUUUGCCAUAACCGUGUGUUCAACAUCAGAUCAAUGGUAGGUUAUUUCAAUUCUUCAGCUUCAUCAACCCUCGCCCCCCUGUGAUUUUCUUUCGAGGACAAAAUUUGCAAACAAACGCUUGUUUGAUGUGAUAUUGCACGAGUCUUGUGUGAUCGUUUACGAUCGUUAGGAGUGUAAACACCGGGAAUUACAAAAUUUGAACCAGAAAAGACUUUGUAUAAACUUCAUGUUAAGACACUGAUCCGUUGCAAAGCCUUGCGCGUCGUUAUAGUUUUACAUCGUCUGGAGACUCCAUAACUUAACUUUCACAUCGUGAAAUGCUCCGUUUGAAAUGGAAUUCUUGUGUUGCUGCCUAGAAUAAGACGCGACGGUUAAACUUCUGUCUUGAAUUUGUGUUUACUUUUAUGCUUUUCGUCUUAUGAAACUGGAAAGCUAUUACCAGUCUUUUUCUCAAGGGAAUGAUCAAUGGCGAUUUUCCUGUCGUAAGUUGCAAGCUUGCCAGAUUGUGUUCAUGUACUGUGGUUUACCCCCAUUAAGUUAAAUUUCUGGAUCGUGUUGCAUCGAACAUUUUCAAUUCUUGUUUUAGCCUCAUGUAAGUUUACUUGAGAACCUUCAACAGUCCUAUGUUGCAAUUUUUAUUCCGUUUAGUACUAAAAUUCCACUAUCUGAGUAUUUUUUUCGCAACGGGCAGUCUUACAUCCAGGGGCUGGCUGCUUUAUUGUACAUUGUUCAUGAUCUUGUUUUAAAACGUGAUCAUUCAUCCUCAGAUCACUUACGUUAAGUUUUUUCCAGUUAGGAGUUGGGUUAUACAUCCUGGAUAUGUUUAAGUUUACAGUGAUAAUAUAUAAGUAGAACCUCUCUUUGGUGCAAAAAUUAUGUAUGGUUAUUUGUCCAUGAACAUUAUCUGUGUCAAGAUAUAAACAGUUUACCAAGAGCAAAGCUUGAAGAAAGCUAUGAGCUUUGAGGAACAAAUAAUGUCCAAGGACAAAUGUUUGUACAUAUUUUCAGGCAAAACAGAGGCUAUUGUGUUUAUUAUCCUUCAAAUGUUUUGAAGGUAUGUUUAUGAACAGCUUACUGUAUGCAGUGUUUGAUGUUUUCUUUUGUGUGUUUUCUGGUAUGACUCAAUAAACAGAAAAAGAUUUCCCUUCUUCUGUAACAACCAUAAAACCCUCAAAGAGCUAUCCUAGUGGACAUGCAUGUAAGGUUUGAAAAUUGGAGAAUAUCACUAGGGUGAUUUGCUCAGAUAUCACCCAGUGUUAGCUGGGGGAUAUUUGUUCACAUGCUGUGUUUAGACCAAUCGCACAGGAGCAAAAAUAUUUGAUGGAUCAUAAAAAGUUGUAUACAGUUAUGAGAAAACAGCAGUCAGACAUCAGGCACAUGCAAAGGAAUCAUUUUUGGCUCCCUGCAUGCCAACCUCAAGUGCUACAUUUAAAAAAAAAUACAUGACAAAUGACUGCUGUUUAGGGAAAUAUGUGAAAAAUGAUUGAAAUAUUCAUAGAAAUCUUGAUAAAGAAAACUGAGCACUUUCCAAACACAAAGCUUAUUCAAGUACAGGUAUCCUGUUGAUUACCAUUCUGUUUUGAGCUUAACCAAAAAAGUUACAUUUUACUAAAACAAUGUCAACUAAUGGCUUGAGUGGUUGGUUGUUUGUUACUUGUGAAAGAGAACUUGAUCCUGACAGCCUAAAAGCAUGCUAUCACCAGGUAGUCAUAGCUAUGUUCACUCUUGCUCAGAACAUUUGAUUGCUCUGUUGGUGAUGAGAACUUUCCAUAUACAGGGUGUAUGUGUAUGUACCUGGAUGAAUAGGCUUAAUAACUUUCUUUUCAUUCUACAGGCAGCAUCAUACAGAAAAGGGGCUCUCUCGACAGGGCAGAGGAAGAAAACAGGUUGGUUUGAACCUUAUAAGAAAUUUUAUGUAUUACUAAAUGAAUUUUGCCUGUAGCCAACAGACAACAAAGCCACCCAAUUACGAAAAAAAAAGAUUGUGAGGGGUAUUUAUAUUCAGGGCGUGAAAUUAAUUUUUUUACUAGUAGCCACUUGGCUCCUAAAUUUUUCAAAGUGGUAGUCAAUUAAAAAAAAGUUAGUCACCAUUUUUAAAGACAAAUAAAACCCUUUUUUCACGCUGUUAGCAUUCUAGAUAGACCCUCCAAAAUUAAGUUAGGAAAAAGAUCUUUAACAUGCUACAAAUUGGACACUAGGAUGUUCAAUUUAAUUCACUUUAUCUCUAAGUAAGGUUAUGAUGAAGCAUUCUAGUCGCCAAUUUGGCGACUAAUUUUCAGGAUUUGGUCGCCAAAGUGAAAAAUUUAGUCGCAUUGGCGCCUAUAUUGGGCACAACUUCACGCCCUGAUACUUAUAACUUACCCAUUGAUUUUUGCAUGACUAUUGGCUAUUUUACAUCAUGAGGGGCAAAAUUACUGGGCAGUUAUCACAUGAUAACCCCUGUCGUUGCUGAUAUAUGUCCUCUGAUAAUUUCUGUGGAUAAGAAACAAAGCCAGCCAAACCAUCCUUCACCUUUAUACUUGUUGGUUUCUAUCAGAAAUAUCACUUGCUCCUAGCUCUUAAUCGUUCAAUUUUUUCCUGUGUAAAUACCAUAUGGACAGACUUUCCAUGAAGUAUUUGGUAUACACUUAUUUUCCCUAAUAUCAACUGAAGAUAAUCUGGUUUUAUUAAUUGAGAUGACAUCAUGAAUUGGCCACCAUAAAGAGUUUCUAAAGCUGAUUUUUCAAGCAUUAGCCCUUCGUCAGUUGAUUGAUUGCUAAAUAAAUGUGCCUGUUUAAUUCAGGUCCAAAGCCAGAAUUAACAGAAGAGCAGAAACAAGAGAUUAGAGAAGCAUUUGAUUUGUUUGACACUGAUGGAUCUGGGACGAUUGAUGCAAAAGAGCUGAAGGUAAACGGUAUUUAGUGUUUCUACAGAAAAGUUCUGCUAGAACCUAUAGUAUGUUCUUGGGUCUUGUUCCAAUUUUUUAACAUAUUACUUUAAAUUGCUUAAAACAGAACAAAACUAACCAAACUAGUUUAAAAGGAAGCAAUUGCUUUUAAACACUCAGAUACUGCAAGUGUUUGUUUUUUGAUUUGUAAUGUUGUUGUAGGUUGCCAUGAGAGCACUGGGUUUUGAACCAAAAAAAGAGGAAAUCAAGAAAAUGAUAUCCGACAUUGACAAAGAUGGAUCAGGUAUGAUAACAAUUUAAAACAUUCUCAUUACUGACAUAAUAACUUACUGUUUAACUUACAGGUAUGUUGCAGGUGUGUAUUGUAAUGGUUCCUAAAGACUUAACAAUUAAUAUUAGCUUUAACAUACGGCGAUAGUUUCAAAAUGAGUUUCCUCAAUUUUCACAUGUGCUGGUGCCAUUUAUAUCCUUGAGUCUUAAGCUGAACAAGCUCUACCUGAAGCUAUACUAAAAUGAUCUUUUUCAUUCUCUUUCUUUAGGAACUAUUGAUUUUAAUGAGUUUCUCCAAAUGAUGACAGCAAAAAUGGUGAGCUUAACACACAUUACUUUUUGAACAACAUUUAAAAAGAGUAAACCAUGGACAGUGAGUUUUUGUUUCCCUCUCUUUAUUUUGUGCUGCUGCAUAUUCUGUGAAAGACGGAAGAUUUUUUUUUCAUAUGGACUGUACAUUGAUGAAUACUGACUUUGUCAACAUUAUCAAUGAUACUACAUACAAUUUUUUUUCAUACCAGAUGCAAGUGCUGUAACUGUACAGUAUUGUAACCUUUACAAUACUGUAAAUUUUUUUCUUUGUUGCCGAUUUUUGUUAUUUCCUUUCAGAGUGAAAAAGAUUCUAAAGAAGAAAUUCUUAAAGCAUUCAAACUCUUUGAUGACGAUAACACGGUAAGCAUAAAACACUUACAUACUGUAUAAAUAUGUUGGAUACAAAGUAUCCUUGGAGAUAUCAGGAGUUUGAAAGACUUCCAGUAGGGUUGGGGUCUCCUUCAAAAUAAAAAGGGGUACAUUGUCAGGCUAAGUUUUUUAGCUAUCCAGGUCUUAGAUGUUUUGUAUUUUGUAUAGCAUAUGCUGAAUUUGACCAAAUCUAAGAGAACUUUCUUAGCAUUUUUUUUUUUUUUUUUUUUUUUUAACAGGGAAAAAUUUCAUUUAAAACCUUAAAAGAGUUGCUAAAGAACUUGGUGAAAAUUUAA
Molecule: messenger RNA, 6832 nt
Organism: Pocillopora meandrina
Lineage: Eukaryota; Metazoa; Cnidaria; Anthozoa; Scleractinia; Pocilloporidae
Source: the annotation of a GenBank genome assembly